AUGACUUCCUCUGGUGGCCGGGUGUCAUAUAACGACAACCGCCACUGUACUUCACGCUGUACAUCAGACGUGGAUGUCCCCGGAGAAAAUACUGUACUUGGGGCUGAACUUGGCGUUGUAACGGAUAGUUCAUUGCCCCAGUCAUCAUCUGACCCGCCGGCUGCCUUGUCCUCUCCCAGCAUUUCUCUGGUUCCUCGGUCUGUAUGCAGUGAGAGUUGUCUGCCGGGAUAUGUGAAGGUUUAUGAAAAAGGAAAGGCCAAGUGUUGUCACAACUGUAUCCCAUGUCCAGAGGGAGAGAUUACUAACACCACUGAUAUGGAAAGCUGUUGGCAUUGCCCUGAGGAUCAGUGGUCUAAUGCUAAGAGGAAUAAGUGUAUUCUAAGAAAAAUUGAUUUUCUGUCAAAUGAGGAACCAUUGGGAUUAACCCUUGCUCUUAUGACUGCUGCAUUCACUGGCUUCACAGCUAUAGUAUUAACAAUAUUUGUUAAGUACAAGAAGACUCCAAUAGUUAAAGCCAACAACCUGAAUCUUAGCUACACCCUCCUCCUUUCCCUCAUACUAUCAUUUUUAUGUCCCUUCCUAUUCAUUGGACAACCUACAAGGGUCUCCUGCCUCCUUCGGCAAGUAGUCUUUGGAAAUUCUUUUGCAGUUGGUGUUUCUUGUGUCUUAGCCAAAACAGUUAUUGUUAUCUUGGCCUUUAAUGCUACUAAACCUAAUCCAAAACAAACCAAGCAAUUUGGUAAGAACACAUCCAGUUCUUUAGUUCUUGUUUGUUCUUCUGGAGAGGGCAUCAUAUGUGUUGUGUGGCUCCUUUACUCUCCACCAUUCCUGUACAAUAAUAGCCAAGUAGAGGUUGGGAAGAUAAUAGCAGAAUGUAACGAAGGAUCUACCAUAGCAUUUUACCUUGUGAUUGGCUAUAUAGGGUUUUUGGCUUUACUAAGUUUUUUUGUUGCCUUUUUGGCGAGGAAACUACCAGAUACAUUUAAUGAAGCUCAGUACAUCACCUUCAGCAUGCUGGUGUUUUGUUGUGUUUGGAUCUCCUUCAUCCCAGCCUAUCUUAGCACCAAAGGGAAAUAUAUGGUGGUUGUGGAAAUAUUUGCCAUCUUGGCUUCUGCUGCUGGACUCCUGUUCUGUAUCUUUUUUCCAAAAUGUUACAUUAUUCUAAUAAAACCUGAACUGAACACCAGAGUAGCUUUAACAAAUGAAAGAAAGCACAAACGUACAAGAAGCUAG
Molecule: messenger RNA, 1233 nt
Organism: Bombina bombina (fire-bellied toad)
Lineage: Eukaryota; Metazoa; Chordata; Amphibia; Anura; Bombinatoridae
Product: vomeronasal type-2 receptor 26-like
Exons: 3
Coding region: 1-1233 (410 amino acids)
Biological process (GO): G protein-coupled receptor signaling pathway
Cellular component (GO): membrane
Molecular function (GO): G protein-coupled receptor activity
Source: RefSeq, a predicted model, not a curated record